ACACAAAAAAAAUCUGCCCCCAACCCCAAAAUAUCCACCACAGUACUCCGUCGCCUCCAUCUCCCCCUCACCUCCUUCCGCCCAAAUUCUUGAUUCCCCAUCGAUUUCGUCCCAAGGGGGCCUUCCUCCUGUGAGAAGCUCUCCGUGUUCGUCUUUAGAGGGUGGGGAUUGGGAUCAUUGCGAUGGGCGAAGAGGCUGGAGACGCCUACUGCGACCGGAUCUCCGCCUCCGGACGCGGAGGCGGCGACGAGGGUAGGGUCGUCGAGUGGGAGCUUGGCCUCCCCGGCGGACACCACCUCGUCUCACUGUCGCAGACUCUGAUCCCGCCGGAGCUCGCCUCGGCCUUCCGGAUCAACCCCGAGCCCGCCCGUACCCUUCUCGACGUCCACCGUGCCUCCCAGCACACCGUCUCCAACCUCCGCCGCGCUGCACCCUCCCCCGCCGCCGCCGCUGCUCUCCGAUACUUCCACCCCUUCCCCUCGCCCGCAGCCGACGACGACGACGACGACGACGACGACGACGAAGACCACCCCGUGGCCGUCGAGGGCGACGAGCACUCGCGUAAGGCCCCGCGGAUGGACUCCGCUUCCCCAUCCCCCGCCGAGGAGGCCGAGUCCUUCGCCCCCCCGCUGGAGAACUCCAACGACGAUCAAUCCGUCCGGACCCUUAAGCGGCCGCGCCUCGUCUGGACGCCGCAGCUCCACAAGCGGUUCGUCGACGUGGUGGCGCACCUCGGCAUCAAGAACGCCGUGCCGAAGACCAUCAUGCAGCUGAUGAACGUGGAGGGGCUGACGAGGGAGAACGUGGCCAGCCAUCUCCAAAAGUACAGGCUUUACCUGAAGAGGAUGCAGGGGCUGUCGAACGAGGGGCCGUCGUCGUCCGACCAUCUCUUUACCUCGACCCCGGUGCCGCAGAGCCUCCGCGAGCAGCAGUUGCCGAUGUCCGUGCCCUACGCCAUGCCCACCAUGAUUCCGAUGCCGGUCUUCGGCAUGGCUCAUCCACAUGCCCAUGGAAAUCCGAUGGUUCCGGUCAACAACAACCAGGUGGGCGGGGCUUUUCAUGGAUUCGAGGGGCAUCAUCCACAUGGAGAUUUUGGGGAGCGCCCAAAGGAUUGGUGACCCCAUGAGACAGGUUCGGAUCGUUUCAUAUGCUCAUGUUCCUGCUGAUGCUGAACGAUGAAGGAAUAACUUUACUCAAAGAGUAAGGUCUCGUGGUACUCUCUCUGUGACAUCAUUCUUUGUGAGGAAUGCUCGUUCAUCUUCUACUUUAAUCAAUUUGCUCUUAAAUCUCC
Molecule: messenger RNA, 1291 nt
Organism: Musa acuminata subsp. malaccensis (wild Malaysian banana)
Lineage: Eukaryota; Viridiplantae; Streptophyta; Magnoliopsida; Zingiberales; Musaceae
Product: transcription factor PCL1
Biological process (GO): regulation of DNA-templated transcription
Cellular component (GO): nucleus
Molecular function (GO): DNA-binding transcription factor activity; DNA binding
Source: RefSeq, a predicted model, not a curated record